Iphiclides podalirius (scarce swallowtail) is the source of this 1359-nucleotide messenger RNA. Lineage: Eukaryota; Metazoa; Arthropoda; Insecta; Lepidoptera; Papilionidae. The record is from the annotation of a GenBank genome assembly.
AUGGAUUCGUAUUUAAAAACGCAGAUUUUAAUUGUGUCCUGUGUCAACAUCGGCCAGUUCAUAGACGGGUACAGCGUCGGCUGGUCGGCGCCCAUCAUACCGAAGUUGCAGGAUCCUGAACAGACGCCUCUGCCGGAGCUGAUAACAGAACUCCAGGUCUCCUGGAUUGGUUCGCUUCUUUACGUGGGCGCUAUAGUUGGUCCGUAUAUACCGAGCUACCUGUCGAACAUAGUAGGCAGAAAGCCAUGCCUGUUUUUGGGAGGCCUUUUGAAUCUGACUGCGAUCAUACUUAUCGUGACGACAAGGAAUGUUGCGAUGGUGUACGCUAUCAGGAUCAUAAGCGGCUUGGGAAUGGGAAUGGUCACCGUCAGCAAUCUCGUGUACGUCGGUGAAAUUGCAUCUACAAACAUCCGUGGUAUUCUGCUGACCUCCACGUCGAUAAUCGGCAUUUUAGGGACCCUCGCGGCGUACAGCAUCGGCCCAUUUGUGUCCUACGCCGCCACUGGUUACAUUGCCCUAGUCAUAAACCUUAUUCACGUAGUUGGUAUACUAUUCAUACCAGAGUCACCAGUUUAUUACGCAAUAAAAGGCAAGCAGACCGAGGCGAAGGAAACCCUGCGGUUCCUGGGCCGCGUCGAUGACUUGGACAACGUAUUCGAGUCAGUCUGGGGGACGAACCCUGACGAAGGCCACAGCUGGAAGGCAUGGAUCAAGAUCUUCACGGUGAAGGCCAACAGGUGGUCUCUUUUCAUCACGCUGAGCCUUUGCACGCUGCAGCAGUUAAGUGGUGUGGCCGCUGUUCUCUUUUUUGCCACCACUAUCUUCCAAACUGCUGGUUCCUCAAUAAGGCCGGACCUGGCAACUAUAAUAAUCGGCGUGACAAGAUUGGUAGCGAGCCUGAUAGCUCCGACAGUGGUGGAGAGGGCUGGUCGCAGGAUAUUGCUUCUCGUCUCCACAGCUUUCUGUGCCCUCAGUCUCUCGAUACUCGGAACUUUUUUCUACCUGUCCCGAGUGAAGAGUCCUGUCGUUGCAGAAAUCGGCUGGCUGCCGCUUAUGGCACUCAUCAUGUAUUUCUUUUCAUAUGAAAUCGGUUUUGGUACGAUGCCCAGCGCGUUGGUAGGCGAGAUGUUCCGCGGAAACGCGCGCAGCACUGGCUCGGCGGUUGCCAUGACGACGGCCUGGCUCAUCGGCUUCGGCGUUGCGACCGGUUUCGGCUCGAUGGUCCGUGUGUUCGGCGGUGACGUCACCUUCUGGAUGUUCGCCUUCUCCUGUAUCGUCGCUUUCGUGUUCACGCUGAAGUUCGUUCCCGAGACGAAGGGGAAGACCCUGAACGAAAUCCAAGAGAUUUUGGGAAGUCAA